Messenger RNA from Aureobasidium pullulans EXF-150, 384 nucleotides. RefSeq lists its product as uncharacterized. The record is from RefSeq and is a predicted model, not a curated record. Lineage: Eukaryota; Fungi; Ascomycota; Dothideomycetes; Dothideales; Saccotheciaceae. The transcript has 4 exons. Bases 1 to 384 code for a protein of 127 amino acids.
AUGCGCCUAUCCACUUAUCUUGUCGGCUUCCUGGCUACUGCUUCGGCUGUGCUUGCUGUUCCCGACUUGUCUGGGCUACCUCGAGAGAUUCAAGAGUGCAUAGUAGGCAACCACAACCUAGACUGGACUUGGAUUGGUUCGUACCACUGGGAGAAUCUUUCAGAUGAGGAAUUCUGCAAAAUCGACAAUGUUUAUCCUAGGACUGAAACAAAGGCAUGGUGGAUUGGGGGAGUCUUCCCUUGCGUUUGCGCGCGCAAUCGCUUCUCGUGGCAAGAGAAUAGGAUAAUAAUGGGAAAGUGGGCGACCUGGAUGGACGAGAAAUGUGGUGGCCAUAAUAUCGGCCAAAAGCAUGGAACUGGCAAGAUGUGUAAGAGACAGCCAUGA